Messenger RNA from Vanderwaltozyma polyspora DSM 70294, 588 nucleotides. It is a transcript of the gene PRE1, whose product is annotated as proteasome core particle subunit beta 4. Gene Ontology annotation, biological process: proteasomal protein catabolic process. Gene Ontology annotation, cellular component: proteasome core complex, beta-subunit complex; nucleus; cytosol. The coding region runs from base 1 to 588 and encodes 195 amino acids. Gene Ontology annotation, molecular function: peptidase activity. The transcript has a single exon. The record is from RefSeq and is a predicted model, not a curated record. Lineage: Eukaryota; Fungi; Ascomycota; Saccharomycetes; Saccharomycetales; Saccharomycetaceae.
AUGGAUAUUAUUUUAGGUAUUAAGGUUAGAGAUAGUGUUAUUUUGGCUACUUCAAAAGCUGUCACUAGAGGUAUUUCUAUUUUAAAGGAUACUGAUGAUAAAAGUAGAGAAUUAUCAAAGCACAUUUUAAUGUCAUUUACAGGUGAAGCUGGUGAUACAGUCCAAUUUGCUGAAUACAUUCAAGCUAAUAUCCAAUUAUAUUCCAUAAGAGAAAAUUAUGAAUUGACUCCCCAUGCCGUUUCUAGUUUUGUAAGAAAAGAAUUGGCCAAAUCUUUAAGGUCAAGAAAGCCUUAUCAAGUAAAUGUGUUAAUCGGUGGUUAUGAUACCAAAAACGCAAAGCCUGAAUUAUAUCAAAUCGACUAUUUAGGUACAAAAGUCGAAUUACCUUAUGCUGCACAUGGUUAUUCGGGUUUCUAUACCUUUUCAUUAUUAGAUCAUCAUUACAGACCAGAUAUGUCACUUGAAGAAGGUUUGAAGUUACUAAAAUUAUGUAUCGCAGAAUUGGAUAAAAGAAUGCCUGUAGAUUUCAAAGGUGUAAUAGUGAAAGUUGUAGAUAAAGACGGUAUCAGAGAAGUUGAAAAUUAUUGA